Symbiodinium necroappetens is the source of this 573-nucleotide messenger RNA. NCBI's taxonomy places the organism in Eukaryota, Dinophyceae, Suessiales, Symbiodiniaceae. The record is from the annotation of a GenBank genome assembly.
AUGCCAACGUGGCGGCAAUCAAGUGGCUGCGAUCGCAGUUACCAGACCAGCCCCUACGAGGUUGGGUCUUGGAUGAGAGGCGAGCCUAUCGGCAGAUCCAAAUCCCGAUAUCGCCGUCCCAUCGGAAGUGGCAUGUGGUCAUUUGUGAUGGUGGGCUACUCGUUCGGGCUUGCGUCUGCGGUCUACAACUACAACGGCCGCUCGGCGGCCAUCACCGACAUCCUUCGGCGGGUGUUCACCGUUGCUAACUUCUAUGACGACGGGUACGGCUUCGAGCCUUCCGGCACGGCCGAAGGAGCGUUCGCUCUGGUCGAGCAGGUCCAUUGGUGGUUGGGUUCUCGGUUCGACCAACAGAAACUUCAGCUGUGCUCUGAGCUCUUCGACGACAUUUCCUUGAUACUGGAGCGCGACGAGCCGCGCGGUUUGCUCGGUGGGGUGCGGGGCCUUGCGCUCAAGGAGGCUAAGAGCUCGAUGCUCGCCGUGCAGCUAAGCCAAUGGCCGAUCCCGUCCCUGUCGGUUCGCCUCGACUGCUCGUGCCUGAUAACGCCGCGCUCAAGGUCAAACACACUGUGA